Pocillopora verrucosa is the source of this 1478-nucleotide messenger RNA. The record is from RefSeq and is a predicted model, not a curated record. Lineage: Eukaryota; Metazoa; Cnidaria; Anthozoa; Scleractinia; Pocilloporidae.
ACUUCAGUUCAAGACAGGAUGGCGUCUGAGCUGCCUUCUUUAACAGGAAAAGUAUGCAUUGUGACAGGAGCUUCCAGGGGAAUUGGCAAAGGUAUUGCUUUGAUGUUGGCCAAGGCAGGAGCUACUGUUUAUAUCACAGGCAAGACUCUUGAUGCUGCACAAGGCAAGCAAGGGUCAUUGAGGGAAACAGCUGAAGAGAUUGGUCAGGAGAGUGCUGGUCAAUGUAUUCCUGUCAAGUGUGACCAUGGAAAUGAUGAGGAAGUAAAAAAAUUGUUUGAAAAAGUCAGUCAAGAACAAAAUGGGCGAUUGGAUGUUCUUGUGAACAAUGCUUACAAAGGAGUAAAGGCAAUAUUGGAGAGUGCUGGGAAACCAUUUUAUGAACAGUCAGUGGAGAUGUGGGAUGAGGUCAACAAUGUGGGCUUAAGAUCCAGUUAUGUGGCUGCAUGGCAUGCAGCUAAGAUGAUGGUUCCAGCAAAACAGGGGCUCAUUGUCAAUGUGUCAUCAGCCGGAGGCUUAAGAUAUCUCUUUAAUGUUGCAUAUGGCGUCGGCAAAGCUGCAACGGACAGAAUGGCUGCAGACAUGGCUGUGGAACUACGCAAACAGAACGUGGCGUGUGUCUCUCUGUGGCCAGGAGCUGUGAAAACUGAGAUUGUGACGGACUUGAUUCUCAGCAAAGCGGAUCAAGGAGGAAAGGCAAGUAAAGCCGCCACAAUUUUCAAAGACGCUGAAGAUGUCACGUUCUCCGGCAAAGCUGUGGCGUGGCUUGCAUCAGAUAGCGAUAUCAUGAAAAAGACUGGUCGGAUUCUAAUAGUGGCAGAGUUGGCCAAAGAAUACGGUUUCAAAGAUGUUGGAGGAACUCAACCGUUGUCCAUUCGUCAAGUGAAGUUUCAUCUGGAGAGGUCCUACCCCUCUGUCGCCUGGAUGAUGCCUGAGUUUGUCUAUGUCCCGGCCUGGUUAGUGGCAGCUGCAACUCACAAACUCUGAUCACGUGAUUGAUCGACUCCCACCGGCUCAACAUGUGUUUAAUUACAAAAAUGAAAUCGCUAUUUGAAAUAGUGGCUGAUGAGUAAAGAGAUUUUAUUUUGGUGAUUGGGGGUAUAUUGUCAUCGGUAAGUGAUUAUGAUAACAUGGUAAUAUAAAUUUUAAUAAAUAAAUGGGAAAAACCUGGAACAACCUUGUGAAUUGAAGUCCUUGAAUUAUAGCCCGACAUUGUGAACCAGAUCAAAAUAAGGUAUCCGUUAUUUUUAACUAGAGUUUUGAGUUGGAGCCAUGACAGAGUUAUGUAGCGUGUGGUGAGAGAAACUCAGUCCAGUGCGUAAUUGAAAAAAAGAGGUCUAUGGCGGAAGGCAUCUUUUUCAGCAUCAUCAAUGGUAUACGAUUUUCGCCUUUAGUUGCUGGACAACAUAACCACGAGGACAUAGUUGCGUAGGCGAAAUAACAGGGAAACUAAAACUGGAGCGAAUCAAAGCAAAACUAGC